GCCGACGAGAUGGGGCUCGGCAAGACGCUCAUGACCAUCUCGAUGCUCGCGUGGCUGGCGUGCGAGCGCGGCAUCUGGGGCCCGCACCUGGUGGUGGUGCCAACGUCGGUGAUGCUCAACUGGGAGAUGGAGAUCAAGAAGUUCUGCCCCGCCUUCAAGAUCCUGACCUACUACGGCACGCAGAAGGAGCGCAAGCUCAAGCGGCAGGGCUGGUCCAAGACGAACGCCUUCCACGUCUGCAUCACGUCGUACAAGCUCGUCAUCCAGGAUCAGGCCGCCUUCCGCCGCAAAAAGUGGAAGUACCUCAUCCUCGACGAGGCGCACCACAUCAAGAACUUCCGCUCGCAGCGCUGGCAGACGCUGCUCAACUUCAACGCCAAGCGGCGGCUGCUGCUGACGGGCACACCGCUGCAAAACAACCUGAUGGAGCUGUGGUCGCUGCUGCACUUUCUGAUGCCGCACAUCUUCGAGUCGCACAAGGAGUUCAAGGACUGGUUCUCCAACCCGCUCACCGGGAUGAUCGAGGGCGAGCACGCCGUCGACCAGGCCGUCAUCGAGCGGCUGCACGCCAUCCUGCGCCCCUUCCUGCUGCGGCGGCUCAAGAAGGACGUCGAGAAGAGCCUGCAGGACAAGGUGGAGCACGUCGUGCCGUGCCCCCUCUCGAAGCGGCAGCGCGAGCUCUACGAGGACUUCAUGGCCUCGAGCGCCACCCGCUCGACGCUCGGCUCGGGCUCGAUGCUCGGCAUCAUGAACGUGCUCAUGCAGCUGCGCAAGGUGUGCAACCACCCCGACCUCUUCGAGGAGCGGCCAAUCCGCUCGCCGCACGCGAUGCAGCCGCUGCUCCUCACCGCGGGCGCGUGCACUGUGCGCGCGCUCGAGAGGCCGCCGCUCGAGAGCGGCGCGUGCUUCGACCUGCUCAACCUCAACCUCGCGUCGUACUGCGACCUCGACUCCUACGACGCCUACCGCAUCUCGACGCUGCGCGCGAAGCCAGUCUACCUGCUCGAGGUGUCCACGCGGCGCCUCUCCGCCGAGCCCGCCCUCGCCUCGGCCGGCGUCGCCUCGUCGCUGCCCGGCGCGCCGCCGCCCGACAACUACAUGGCGCCGCCGACGGUGCCGGUGCUGUCGCCCUUCCGGCCGCUCGUGCAGGCGGCGCACGAGCGGCGGCUCGCGUGGCGGCGGAGCGUGCGGCAGACGCUCGCGCACAUCAACGAGCUGCGCUGCACGCGCACGCCGCUCUUCGGCUACGGCUUGCGCAAGUCGUGCGCCGUGCCGCUCGUGGCGGAGCGCCUGGCCGCGCUCGCGUGCGAGGAGGUUGCGCCGCUCGAGGCGCCGAGCUGCCUCUCUGCGGCGGGCGAGCUCGUCCUCUCCUUCGGCCGCCGCUUCGAGUCGUGCCGGCCGGAGCUGGAGGCGUUCACCACGCAGAUCGGGCGCGCGUGCGCGCCGCCCCCGCGCAUCUCGACGCGGCACGACCCCUCCGACGCGGCGGCGGCGAGGCGGACGGCGGUGCAGGUGGCGGCGGUGCCGCGGCCGCGCCUCGCGCUGCUGCAACCGGUGGUGGUGCGGCAGUCGCUCUCCUUCCCCGACAAGCGGCUGCUGCAGUGGGACUGCGGCAAGCUGCAGGUGCUCGCGCGGCUGCUGCGCCAGCUGCACAGCGGCGGCCACCGCUGCCUCAUCUUCACGCAGAUGACCAAGAUGCUCAACGUGCUCGAGGCGUGGAUCUGCAUGAUGGGCUUCACCUACCUCCGGCUCGACGGCUCGACGCGGACCGAGGACCGGCAGCGGCUGAUGGACCGCUUCAACCUCUCGCCCAAGAUCUUCAUCUUCAUCCUCGCCACGCGCGCCGGCGGGCUCGGCAUCAACCUCACCGGCGCCGACACGGUCAUCUUUUACGACAGCGACUGGAACCCGACCAUCGACGCGCAGGCGCAGGACCGCGCGCACCGGAUCGGGCAGACGAAGCAGGUGCACAUCUACCGCCUCAUCUCCGAGUCGACCGUCGAGGAGAACAUCCUGCGCAAGGCGAACCAGAAGCGGCUGCUCGACUCGGUCGUCAUCCAGGCCGGCUCCUUCACCACCGACUUCUUCAAGGGCGGCGCCGAGGGCGUGCGCGAGCUCUUUGGCACCGACGCGCCGGCGCCCGACGAGGCGACGGCGUCGGACGCCGCGCCGGCGCCGACGCCAGCGCCUUCGCGCAAGGCCCGCGGGGGCGGGCGCUCGUCGAAGAAGGCGUCCACCGACGCGCCUUCGCCCAGCGAGGACGCGGCCAGGGGGGGCGGCGGCGAGCCGGGCGGCGGCGAGCCGGGCGGCGAGCCGAGCGCCGAGGAGCUGGAGGCCGCGCUGCUGAGCGCGCAGGACGCCGAGGACCGCGAGGCGAUGCGCGCCGAGGCUGCCGAGGCGGCCAACGACGCGGCCGAGUUUGACGAGUCGAUCCCCUUUGCGGAGGAGGCCGACGCCGACGCCGCGGGGCGCGCCGCCGCCUCGGCCGCCGACGCGUCCGCCGUCUCGGGCAACGAGUCGGACUUUGCGGCACGGCGCCGGCCGGCGGGGGGCGGCUCGCGGCUCGCCGCCGGCGCCGACGGCGGCACGCUCACGACGAGCGGCGCCGGCAUGUCCGCCGCCAUCGACGCGGAGGACGCGGCCGACUUUGGCGAGGUGGCGGGCGUGACGGACGCGUCGGUGGCGGAGCAGCUCGAGGCGGCGCUGACGCCGGUGCAGCGGUACAUGCUGCGCGUGCUCGAGGAGAGCAACGAGGCCGCCGCCGCCGAGGCUCAGGGCGAGUUACAGUGGCAGGAGUGGGAGAUGGAGCGGCUGGCGCGCAAGCGGGACGAGGAGGAGGCGGCCGCCGACGAGGAGGACGAGGUGCUCUUUUACACCGUCUCCGAGCCGCAGGCCGACGGCGGCAAGCGCAGCCACAAGGGCAAGCGGCGGCGCGGCAACGGCGCCGCCGACGACGCCGACGAGGAGGGCGGCGGCGCCGCCGCGCCGCCGCCGGCGUACAAGUCAAACGUGGUGCAGUACUUGCAGCAGCAGCUGGCCCGCUCGGGCCUCCAGCAGACGGCGGAGCUCGUCUCGCUCGAGGAGCAGCUGGUGCGCUCGGGCGCGGCGACCGACCUCCGGCUGUGGGCGCCGCCCGCGCCGCCCGACCGCGACGAGGACGAGGUGUACGCCGCCGCGCCCGCCGAGUCGUCGGAUGCGGACGAGGACGAGCUGCCUCCCGGCUCCUUCGCGUCGCUCCAGUUCUCGGCGCUGGUGACCGAGGGCGUGGCCGGGCUGCAGCGUGUGCGGCAGCAGAUCUCGGAGCGGCGCGCGCGCGCGCGCGAGGCGGCAGCCCACCCGCCAAAGGACGCCGCCGGACGCAACUCUGGGCGCGCGCGCAAGGCGCCCAAGAAGCUCGGCGACGAGGACGACACGACGGCGUACGGCGACGGCUACGACGGCGGGCUGGGGCUGCUCGAGCCGCCGCCGCUGCCGUACGAGCCGCCCCCCUCCGGGGGGAAGCGGUCCCACAAGCGGCGCCCGCAGCCCGGCUACCCCGCCGCCUACCCGCACCAGCAGCCGGGCGCGCGGCCGCGGCCGGGUCAAAAGCCGCCGCGGCCGGGCGUCGCGCCGGCGGGCGAGGCGCCGUGGUCGGUCGAGGAGGACACGGCGCUGCUGCGCGCGGUGCACGGCUACGGCUCGGCCAACUGGGAGCUCAUCUCGGACAUCGUCUCUUCGCUCGCGCCGCAGCGGUACCGCUCGCCGAAGGCGUGCCACGACCGCUGCACGUACACGCUGCUGCCGCACGACGAGGGGCCGCGCGAGC
Emiliania huxleyi CCMP1516 is the source of this 3805-nucleotide messenger RNA. RefSeq lists its product as hypothetical. Lineage: Eukaryota; Haptophyta; Isochrysidales; Noelaerhabdaceae. Gene Ontology annotation, molecular function: histone binding; ATP-dependent chromatin remodeler activity; ATP hydrolysis activity. The annotation marks the transcript as partial. Gene Ontology annotation, cellular component: Swr1 complex. The transcript is spliced from 2 exons. The record is from RefSeq and is a predicted model, not a curated record.